Molecule: messenger RNA, 1623 nt
Organism: Panonychus citri (citrus red mite)
Lineage: Eukaryota; Metazoa; Arthropoda; Arachnida; Trombidiformes; Tetranychidae
Product: tubulin gamma-1 chain-like
Exons: 3
Coding region: 101-1477 (458 amino acids)
Biological process (GO): cytoplasmic microtubule organization; mitotic sister chromatid segregation; mitotic spindle organization
Cellular component (GO): spindle; centrosome; nucleus
Molecular function (GO): structural constituent of cytoskeleton; GTP binding
Source: RefSeq, a predicted model, not a curated record
UAAAUUCACUUUGUUUUCUUUUCUUUCAACAUUUUCUCCUUUCUCGUCGUUUCAAUUUGUGUGUUUAUUUUAGUCCCAAUUCUUUUGUGGUUUCAUCGAAAUGCCUCGUGAAAUGAUUACACUUCAAUUGGGCCAAUGUGGUAACCAGAUUGGCUUCGAAUUUUGGAAAAAGGUAUGUGCUGAACAUGGAAUUAGCCCUGAAGGAGUAUUGGAGGAUUUCGCUACAAAUGAAGGGUUUGAUCGAAAAGAUGUUUUCUUCUAUCAAGCCGAUGAUAACCAUUACAUACCGAGGGCUGUUCUAAUCGAUUUGGAGCCCAGAGUAAUUAAUACCAUCAUGAAUUCACCGUAUCAUAAACUCUACAACCAGGAAAACAUUUAUCUUUCUCCAUCUGGAGGAGGCGCUGGAAACAAUUGGGCUCGUGGCUUCUCAUCUGGCGAUGAAUUGUAUGAAGAUGUAUUCGACAUAAUUGACAGAGAGGCUGAUGGAAGUGAUUCACUUGAGGGUUUCGUCCUUUGUCACUCGAUUGCUGGUGGAACAGGGUCCGGAUUGGGUUCAUUCAUGUUAGAAAAGCUUAAUGAACGUUUUCCCAAAAAAUUGAUCCAAACAUAUUCUGUCUUCCCCAACCAAGACGAAAUCUCCGAUGUUGUCGUUCAACCUUACAAUUCGUUAUUGACACUCAAAAGGUUAGCAUUGAACGCCGAUUGUGUUGUUGUGCUGGACAACACGGCUCUCAACAGAAUAGCUGUUGAGAGGUUAAAGCUCACUAAUCCCUCAUUUGGUCAAAUCAAUUCACUCGUGUCAACCAUCAUGUCGGUCAGCACAGCGACAUUGAGAUAUCCGAGCUACAUGAACAAUGAUCUCAUUGGCUUAAUCGCCCCACUCAUCCCAACUCCAAGACUUCACUUCCUGAUGACAGGCUACACGCCGUUAACAACCGAUCAAGAGGCGACCAACAUUCGCAAGACGACUGUUCUUGAUGUAAUGAGACGAUUACUCCAACCAGCAAACAUGAUGGUCUCAACGGCGAUGCAUGAUAAAAAUCAAGGGCAUUGUUAUAUUUCAAUUCUCAACAUUAUUCAAGGUGAAGUUGAUCCAACUCAAGUUCACAAAAGUUUACAAAGAACAAGAGAGAGGAAAUUAGCUCAAUUCGUUCCCUGGGGUCCAGCGGGUGUUCAAGUCGCUUUGUCAAAGAAAUCACCUUAUAUCCAAACAGCUCAUCGAGUCUCUGGGUUGAUGCUUGCGAAUCACACUUCCAUUUCAAAUCUUUUUGUUCGAACUUUGUCUCAAUAUGGCAAACUAAGGAAAAGAGAAGCUUUUCUAGAAGAAUUUAGAAAAGAAUCUCUGUUCAAAGAUGGAUUAGAUGAAUUGGAUUCUUCUAAAGAAGUUGUUCAAGAGCUGAUUGAUGAAUACCAAGCAGCGACUAAAGCCGAUUACUUAAACAGAGAGAUGACGAGAGAGGCGAUGGUCUCUAGUUAAUUUUCCUUCUCAUUAAUCAUUUGUAAUAUAAACUUUCGAAUGUUACUCUUCCCUUAAUAGUUGAUAUUUCGUAUCAAUUUCAAAAUUUCCAGAGUGAAAGUGGAAUAAUUAAAAGAAAAAAUGGGAAAUUUAAACAAGACUUUUAA